GUAGUCAUAAUCAUUCAUUUUUGUACAGCGUAUACGUACAUGUGUGCAGUACUAGUGCUUGCAUGCAUCGUGUAGACCCUGUUUGUAGAUUUUGAGAGCACGCGUGACCCGAAUCCUACUGUAGCUUCCGACAGAAGACAAUGGCACGAGGAAAACGCGGAACAAGAGGCAGAGGUCGUGGGACUGGGAAAGCCAAAGAAGCUGCUGAGAAUGAGAUUGCCGAAGAAAACAUGGCUGAAGCUGGCGAUGGAGAACUCGAUGAAUUUGACGUCGAAGACAACGGUGAAGAAGACGGUGAAAAAACCGAAAUGGACGACUCUGUAGCUGAUGAAGAGCAAGGAGAAGUGGAAGCAGAAAAUGGGGAAGCAGACAAAACUGAAGCAGAGAAACCCAUAGAAGAUGUCCAGCAGUCGGAAGAAACACCAAUGGAAACCCAGGAAACCACCAAGGAUUCUGAAGAAGAGGAGAAGAAACCAGCAGAAAAGCCUGUUGAAGAAGAGAAAGAAGCCAGUACAGAUAAAACAGAGGAGGCUGCUGAAGACACUGAAGAGAAGACGCCUACAAGCGAAGAACCGAAGAAGGAAGGAGGAUCAAAAAGGAAGAGGAAGAAGGAGCGUACGAGGCCGUAUGAGCUAGAGAAGUACUGGAAGGCUGUGAAGACAAACCCUGCAGACUUCACUGGCUGGACAUACCUGCUGCAGUAUGUGGAGCAAGAGGAUCACAUGCCAUUCUACCGUGAAGCUUUUGAUGCUUUCUUCAAGUGUUAUCCAUAUUGUUACGGUUACUGGAAGAAAUAUGCAGACUCCGAGAGAAAGAAGGGUACCAUUGAGAGAUGCUGGGAGGUGUUUGAACGUGGGUUGAAGGGCAUUCCUCUAAGCGCCGAUCUCUGGCUGCAUUACAUCAGUGUGACGGGUCAACAAAUUCCUAGGUCCGAUGACACCAGAACAGAAAAGCUUAGGGCUCUGUAUGAAAGGGCGCUUGACGUUGCUGGAAAGGACUUCAGAUCAGACAAACUGUGGGACCAGUACAUUAACUUUGAGAAGAAAGAACAGAAGGAUUGGAAGAGAGUCAUGCAACUCUACGAUAGAAUCCUCAAGAUCCCUACCCAACUCUACAGACACCAUUUUGACAAACUGAAGGAGUUUGUCCAAGCCCAUCUACCCAAGGAAUACUUAGACUUUGAUGAGUUCCUCAACUUCCGAGAACAGGUGGUAGCAGAGGCGGGUCCAGAGGAAGUGGAUGAUGAUGCCAUGAUACCGGGUGAAGAUGCCCCACCCGGAGAGGAAGCGCCCCCUGGUGAAGAAGCACCUCCCGGUGUUGGGCCACCAUCCACAAGGGUCAUAGAGGGAGAGAACAAGCUUAUCCAGGAGAAAGUGAUAGAGUCUCGUCGAGUUGUUUUCAGGAAGACUGAACAAGAAGUGAGCAAGAGAUGGGCCUAUGAAGAAGCGAUCCGUCGUCCCUACUUCCAUGCCAAGCCACUAGAGAAAGGACAGCUGAAGACGUGGAGGGAAUACUUGGAGUUUGAGGAGACCACUGGUAGCCAUGACAGGACUGUCCUGCUCUAUGAAAGAUGCCUGAUUGCAUGUGCUCUCUAUGAAGAGUUCUGGAUCAAAUAUGCUCGAUUUAUGGAGAAGACGAGUCAGGAAGCAGCAUCAGAAGUGUUCAAGAGAGCUUGUGGUACCCAUCUUCCUUCUAAACCAGCCAUUAACAUCCAGUGGGCAGCUUUUGAGGAGAGAUAUGGAAACAUUGAGCGAGCCAGGGAGAUCCUAGAGCAGCUCCAGGUCAAGCAGCAAGACUCUGUCAUGAUCCGUCUAGAACGUAUCAACUUUGAACGUAGAGCAUGCAAUCACGAGGAGGUCAUCAGGCUCUAUGAGGGGUGUAUUGAUGACGCUAAGACAGCCACAGGACAGUCUUUCUUUGCAGGAAAACUUGGAAGGUUUUAUCAAAAGGUCCUUGGAGAUACUGACAAAGCUAUUGAGGUGCUGGAGAAGGUCUUGAUUCAGAAACAGGUGAGUCCAGUGCUGAAGGAGCAGAUCUAUACCCUCAUCAUGGAUGUGGAGUAUCAGAGGUCGCCCCUCAACGAAGAGAAGAUGACGGCACUCUUCGAUACGGUCAUCUCAAGCAAUCUACCCCAAGACGUCAAGAUUCAGUUUGCUCAGCGCAGGAUCCAAUUUCUCCAGGACUUUGGUAGCAACCCUGCAGCAACCCAUGAUGCUGUAGAUGAGCAUCAGAAAUUGGUCAAGAACAUCUCUUCUAGCAAGAAACGCUCGGCCGAUUCCAGUGGGGAUGCCCCACCAACAUCAAACACUGCUGCAAGCGACACCAAAGCACCAGAGAAGAAGAAAGCCAAGACAGUAGGAGGAGGAGCCAACAACCAGACUGAUAAAAAUUCCAGUGGUUCAGGGUAUAACAACUAUAACUACAAUCAGCAGGCGACUGGGGCACAGGCGGCAGCAGCAGCACCAGCACCAGCAGCUAACACAGGACUGAGUGGAGCUGACUACCCGCCAGUAAGCUGGGAAAGCUGGGGUGCAUGGGGUGCUGCUCAGCAAUGAUCCACAUCAUCUGCCUGCCUGCCAUCAUCCUGUAGAGCAUUGGUCAAAGGCGUCUGAUGGCACACACUCCCACCACUUCAAUGAAAAGGACAUCAUGUAAAUCCAAAUCGUUUGGGAAGGACUGCAUUCAUGAAAGAUCAUGGAAGAUCAAAACUAUUUUAAUCAAGGUUAAAAGUGUUUUUGAUUAGUUAAUUGUCCUUGUUGUCACUGUUUUAUAACCAUUCAUUGAUGUACUGCUGUAAAAAAUUAUUGUUGCCUGUUAACCACUUCAAAUACAUUUUUUGUCAGUCUUUACAAUCUCUUUAUUACAGUUUUGACAUCUAAACCAAUUAUGAGGUACUAUUUGUAUUUGUUCAAUUUUAAAUCAGUUACUAUAUUUCCUAAUCAGGUUUGAGUUGAAUUAAUCCUAUGUAUGUCAGGGGAAAUUUAGAAUUGAUGCUGCAGGAUUAUCAUUUGAUUUGCAUAUUACCAUUUAUGGUUUGCCAUGUCCAUCUGGUGCAUAUGGAAGAAAGACAACCUUCGAGAUGGAUCCCACAUGUAGUACUGUUCAAACUUACCUGAGUCUCUGUUGGGCUUGGAGACUGGAUAGCCAAAUACAUGUUUUGCAACAAAGAGCUGACGUGUGAAAAAAGGAUGUGCUGAUGUCAAUUUUCAACUAGAAUUUUACAGCGGCAGUUAUUCAUAACUGAAGGAAAUUCAAGGAAUAAUGUAUUUCAUUAAUCCUUUCAUUAUCUAGCUGCUUUUGUUCUGUACAUGAAUCAUUGCUUGACAAUUAGAAAAGAUAUUGAUUUGUGUAGUCAGUACUUACGUGUGACAAUGAAACCUGUCUUAUUAUCUAUGAUGCUGAAUUGUGAAGAAGAAACAAAUUACAUUCCUUUUUUUUGUUUUUUGUUGUUGUUAGAAAGAUGUUGUUUUAAAGAGUUGGUAUGUGUAUUCGGUAUGCAGAAUUCAAAUUGGUAAUCUUCUAUUGUUUCUAAAUCAUGGUGUAAGGGUUGUUAGAAGUACCCUUUAAAUGUAAGAAGGCAUAUUCGAGCUACAUCAGCUCCUGCCAUUUUGCCAUACACUUUACAGUACAAAAUGGCCACUUUGCAGAAUGUAUUCUGAUGAUUGGUUUGACUUUGUAUUCCACAAUACACGGCCGAAUAUAUUGAGCAGCCCUCUGUCACGUGUAAAUGCAUUUUUUUCCUAAGCCAUGUCCAUUUUUCUUUUAAAAUGUUGGAAAUGGUGUACAUGGAAUGGAUUCUUCAAAUACAGAUUUUCCACCAAACAUAUUUUGAAGAAAUGUAUUCAUGUACAUUUUCAUAUUUUAAUGUUUUGUUGAAAAUAAGUAUGAAAGUGUGUAUCUUGUCAUUUUCAUGACAAUUCAUUUUUACUCGCCUAGAAAUGGAUUUUAGUUACUAAGACAUCUUGUAAAUAUUCUAGUCAAUAAGUCAGAUGUAAAGCAUUUUUUGCAUGUUCAGCUUCACAACAUCUUGUUUUCUUGUGAGAUUUCAAGUCAUGGUAAUUAGCACUGAUUAUGUUGUUGUUAUUGGUUGCUCAUUUUGUGAUGAGGAAAAUAAAUUUUUGUAAAGAACCUCAA
Strongylocentrotus purpuratus (purple sea urchin) is the source of this 4134-nucleotide messenger RNA. RefSeq names its product pre-mRNA-processing factor 39 (gene prpf39). Gene Ontology annotation, biological process: mRNA 5'-splice site recognition; RNA processing. The record is from RefSeq and is a predicted model, not a curated record. Gene Ontology annotation, cellular component: commitment complex; U1 snRNP; U2-type prespliceosome. Lineage: Eukaryota; Metazoa; Echinodermata; Echinoidea; Camarodonta; Strongylocentrotidae. The transcript is spliced from 16 exons. Gene Ontology annotation, molecular function: protein binding. The coding region runs from base 141 to 2555 and encodes 804 amino acids.